Eimeria acervulina is the source of this 1644-nucleotide messenger RNA. RefSeq lists its product as hypothetical. Gene Ontology annotation, molecular function: DNA binding. The coding region runs from base 1 to 1644 and encodes 547 amino acids. The transcript is spliced from 3 exons. NCBI's taxonomy places the organism in Eukaryota, Apicomplexa, Conoidasida, Eucoccidiorida, Eimeriidae. Gene Ontology annotation, biological process: transcription by RNA polymerase III. Gene Ontology annotation, cellular component: RNA polymerase III complex. The record is from RefSeq and is a predicted model, not a curated record.
AUGGAAGAGGAGAAGUGGGAGAAGGCCCCUGGCAUGGGGUUGGGGGCCCCUUCUGCUGCUGCUGCUGCUGCUGCUGCUGCUGCUGCUGAGGCGCCGUUGGUGCUGUCUGUAUCUCCUAGGACAGAGCCCUCUCCUUUUAUUGAAUUUGCUGCAUCUCCCCCUCAACUGCCUUCUCUUGAGCAGCAGCAGCAGCUGCUGCUGCAGCAGCAACAACAGCUGCAACAGCAGCAGCAGCAGCAGCAGGGCGCUGCUGCUGCAGCUGCCGUUCCCCAGGUGGGUGCAGCAGCACACCAUGAAUUUCUGCCGCCACUUGUCGCUGCUGUACAGUCGCUUCCUGCUGCUGCUGCUGCUGCUGCUGAGUUGGGUGGAGGCGAUGAGGCUUCCGCCGUUGCUGCUGCAGCAGCAGGUGCCGCAGAAACAGCAGCAGCAGCAGCUGCUGCUGCAGGAUCGCAGCAGCAGCAAAGACAAAGGAGGAGACUGAGGCGCCCACUGCAGCUUGAUGAGAGCGAGGAAGAAGCACUUGAGGAGCAGCAGCAAGAACAGCAGCAGCAGCAAGAACAGCAGCAGCAGCAAGAACAGCAGCAGCAGCAAGAACAGCAGCAGCUGCAAGAGAAGCAGCAGCAACAAGCUGCUGCCUCCGAUAGCAGCUCGCCAGUACCCAAUUCCUUCCUGGCUGCAGCCCAGCGGCUGUUGUUGCUGCAGCAGCAGCAGCAACAGCAGCAGCAGCACGCGGUGAGACCUCCCCGUGCGGUUCUCCCUCGGCUGCCUCGUUCGAGCUCAUUGCAGCAGCAGCAGCAGCAGCAGCAGCAACAGCAACAGCAGCAGCAACAGCAGCAACAGCAGCAAUCGCGCUUCCGCUUUGUUCCAAAUAUUUCUGCUGCUGCAGGCCCCCGCACAGCAGCAGCAGCAGCAGCAGCAACAGCUGCUGCUUCUGAAGGGACAGAAUUAUCGCUCACAGGAAUGCUGCUGCACGGCCUGCCGCUGGCGCAGCAGCAGCAGCAGCAGCAGCAGCAAAGGCAGCAGCAACUGAAACGCCGUGUUGCAGCAGAACAAGGCCGACAACCGGUGAAGUCGGAGCAGCAGCAGCAGCAACAGCAGCAGCAGCAGCAGCAGCAGCACAAGCGGCAAACGAAGCCGCCUCCUCCGUCAGUUGGGGCGGUGCUGCGGGAGGCAGCAGCUGCAGCAGAAGCAGCAAUCAGCAGCAGCAGCAGCAGCAGCAGCAGCAGCAACGAAUCUGUCUCAAGCAGCGGCCCAUUUAUGUUGCUGCAGCUGCCGCGGUGUCUUCCGCCUCUUGACAGAGCCGCCAUGGUGCAGCAGCAGCAGCAACCCAGCAGCAGCAGCAGCAGCAGCAGCAGCAGCGAGCCCCUCAGUACAUUGGAGGAGCUGCCCUCUGGGCGCAUCGGUCGCCUCUUUAUUCGGCGCAGCGGUAGAGCUACCUUCCACAUGCAAUCUGCUGCUGCUGCUGCUGCUGAUGCUGCUGCUGUUGCUGAUGAUGGUGAUGGUGCACACCCCACACCAACAGCAGCAGCAGCAGCAGCAGCAGCAGAGUUUGCGGUGUCUUUGGGGUGUGAUGUUCGCUCCGCUCAGCAGUGCGGCGUCCUCUUAGCAGAUGCAUCAGAAUUCGUAUUCCUAGCAGGCGUUUGA